UUUGACUCAUAAUAAAGGGAGGGAAAAGAAAAGUCUUCCUUCUUCUCUCAUUUUUUGGUCGUCUUUUCUAACUAGUUAUUAAUAAAAUCUUAAAUGCCUCUGGUGGGUUUCUGAGUUUCUGACCCAGCUAGCUUUUGAGUUCUUUCUUCUUCGCAUCCAUUUUUAAGAGAGCUUUUUCUCCAUGUGCAGUGGUUCCAAGAGGAAACCAGAAGCCGCUGGUUUGAUCAUGGACGGUGAGUUAGAGAAGCAAGAAGGGCUCCGUUAUAACUCGGUUUUGCUUGAGCUGUCCGCCUCUGAUGACCUCGUCGGCUUCAAAAGCGCGGUAGAAGAAGAAGGCCUUGACAUUGAUGAAGCAAGUUUGUGGUAUGGGGGGAGAAUUGGCUCAAAGAAGCUGGGUUUUGAGGAGAGGACUCCCCUCAUGAUCGCCGCCAUGUUCGGAAGCAAAGAUGUCUUGAAUUAUAUACUUGAAAUAGGUUGUGUUGAUGUUAAUAGGUCUUGUGGUUCGGAUAAGGCCACAGCUCUCCAUUGUGCCACUGCUGGCGCCUCUGCUGCUUCGGAUGAGGUUGUCAAGCUCUUGCUUGCUGCUUCUGCCGACGCCAAUUCUCUUGAUGCAAGUGGAAACAGACCGGGUGACUUGAUCUUGCCCGUUCGGAGCUCAGCGUUCAACUUGAAGAAGAAAGAUUUGGAUGCGAUGUUGAAUGGUUCCAACGGUAUUGACGAAGCUUUUGGUUUGCCUGAGCAAGUAGUUGACGAAUUGGAAGAGGAAGAAAGACCAGAGAUUUUGACUCUUAGAGCCGCGAAGGAUGGGGUGGAGAAGAAAGAGUACCCUGUUGAUCUCUCUCUUCCAGACAUCAAGAAUGGGAUUUAUAGCACAGAUGAUUUUAGGAUGUAUACUUUCAAGAUCAAGCCUUGCUCAAGGGCGUACUCACAUGACUGGACCGAGUGUCCCUUCGUCCACCCCGGGGAAAAUGCAAGGCGGCGUGAUCCGAGGAAAUAUCACUAUAGCUGUGUCCCCUGCCCGGAAUUUAGAAAAGGGUCCUGUAGGCAGGGAGAUGCUUGCGAGUAUGCACAUGGUAUUUUCGAGUGUUGGCUUCACCCUGCUCAGUACCGCACCCGUCUCUGCAAGGAUGAGACUGGGUGCCAAAGAAGGGUCUGUUUCUUUGCUCACAAACCAGAAGAGCUGCGACCUUUGUAUGCUUCAACUGGUUCCGCUGUGCCUUCACCGAGAUCCUUCUCAGCCAGCGCUUCUUCUCUGGACAUGGGGUCUAUUACCCCACUUGCCCUUGGUUCUCCUUCUGUUUUGAUGCCUCCUUCGACACCGCCCAUGACUCCAUCUGGAGCAUCUUCGCCUAUGGGCGGAAACAUGUGGCAAAACCAAUCUAACAUUGCACCUCCCAGCUUGCAGCUCCCAGGAAGCAGGCUGAAAUCUGCCCUGAGUGCUAGAGAUAUGAAUUUUGACAUUGAAACUCACCGCCGUAGGCAGCAGCAGUUAAGGGACGAGAUAGCCGGUAUCUCCUCUCCCUCCAGCUGGAACAAUGGCUUAUCCAAUCCUUCGGCCUUUUCAAUGCUCGGGGAUCGAACUGGGGAGUUGAACAGACUUGGAGGGGUGAAGCCUACUAACCUUGAAGAUGUAUUUGGAUCUCUUGAUCCUGCAAUUUUGUCUCAAUUACAGGGUCUCUCACUUGACACCACCACUGCAUCCCAGCUGCAGUCUCCAACCGGGAUUCAGAUGCGCCAAAGCAUGAAUCAACAGCUCAACUCAAGCUACCCAAUUAGCCUCUCAUCCUCUCCUGCAAGAGCCUCUCCUUUGUUUGGCGACACAUCUGGCGGAUCAGCAGCAGCUGUUUUGAGUGCGCGGGCUGCUGCGUUUGCAAAGCGAAGCCAGAGCUUCAUUGAGCGCAGCGUUGUUAACCGUCAUUCUGGGAUUUCUUCCCCUGCAGGUUCAAGCAUAAUGGCGUCCUCCAAUCUUUCAGACUGGGGGUCUCCUGAUGGCAAAUUGGAUUGGGGUAUUCAGGGAGAGGAGCUAAACAAGCUGAGAAAAUCUGCUUCCUUUGGGCUGCGUAGCAGCGGUGGAAGUUAUGCUGCUGCCACAGCUGCAGCCUCAACGCCAGCCACCGUGGAUGAGCCUGAUGUGUCUUGGGUUCAGUCCCUGGUCGUUGAGCCCCAACCUAAAAAAACUGUGCAGUAUAACAACAAUAGCUUUGAGGAGCAGCAACAAUGCCAUUUCGACACUCCUGUGCCGGAGAUGCUCCCAGCUUGGGUGGAGCAGAUGUACAUGGAGCAGGAGCAGAUGGUGGCUUAAUGCAACAUCAAUAAAUCCCAUGAUCUCUUCCUUUUGACUCUUUUUUUUUUUUUUGUAUGCCAUUUUUUGAAUUAUUAUUUGAUAUUCAUAAUAUUUAGGUUGAAGAAACUGGAGAAGGGGAGGGGGAGAGGAAAGAAUCAGAGAAGUUAAGCAGGACAAAGAGGUCUUGCUCAUGUAAUAUUAGGUUCUUAUUUCGUAAGAAUAACAGGGUUUAGUAAUUAUUUCUUUUGGUCGUCUUUCUUUUGGUAAUAUGCCAUUUGAGACCAGAAAGAUGCUGAUUGUUAAAAACUACCCCCGGAUUCAAUUUCUAAAUUUGGAUUGGGAGAGGUUGUAUAAUUUUAUGUGUUCUGUAAUUUAGUCUUUCAAAUUAAUCUAUAAAAUUACGUUUUUCAUGAAA
This is a messenger RNA of Morus notabilis, 2699 nucleotides long. RefSeq names its product zinc finger CCCH domain-containing protein 66. Lineage: Eukaryota; Viridiplantae; Streptophyta; Magnoliopsida; Rosales; Moraceae. The record is from RefSeq and is a predicted model, not a curated record. Bases 182 to 2302 code for a protein of 706 amino acids. The transcript has 2 exons. Gene Ontology annotation, molecular function: metal ion binding; protein binding.